AGAAGAAAAAUAAACUGGACUCGAAUUCCGCAGCUUUUCCUACGUAGCUCUAACAUCCUAGCUGACCGUUUGCAAGACGGAGCCAAAGCUGGUUUAUUGAUUCUUAUUGCUCUGUAAAUCUGUCACACCACGAAAAGAUGACUACCAGACACGAGUUUAAAGUGGAGAUGACAUGUGAAGGCUGCUCAGGAGCUGUCACCAGAGUCCUCAAUAAACUUGGUGAUGUCAAAUUUGACAUUGACCUACCCAAGCGCCUGGUCUGGAUCGAGUCGGACAAGGAUGUCGAUGUUCUUCUUGAAACGCUGAAGAAAACUGGAAAAGGUGUCACGUACAAUGGCCCCAAAUAAGGAUGCCUGACUAGCUCUUUAUAAACAGGUGCUUGUUGCUGAUGAUGCAAAGUGAAGAAUCAUCAACAGUCAUGAAAAGCCCUUUGAAUUUGUGGAAGAAACAGGACAAUUGGGGAGAAGUUGCCCUUUAUAUGCUGAACUUGAUCUCCCAUUUGCCUCAUCCUCUAGUUAGACAUAGCAUGUGGUGUUGGUGUGUCCCAAUAUUCUUAAGAUGCCAAUUCUGAGCGGUCAACAGUAUUUUCUUUUUUGCCAAGUUCAUUUAGAUCAAUACCACCAGAAGAAAUCACAAGUGCUAAGUUGCUCAGUUGAAUGGGCACUGUCACUAACCGAUUUGUCACCCGUAAAGUAAUGGCGGAUCCUUUGUAAACACUUCCUCUUCUGGUGUGUAGUGAUAAAUGUUCAAAAUGUUUGUAUUCAUUUGAUAUCAUAUGUGCAAUGAGCUUACACUAAACAUGUUAUUUACUAACCGUACAAGUAAAAUAGAAAAUGGGAAUAGUCACAUUACUCUUACUGUCCACAUGGAUAAAUGAGCCAAUAUAACGCUCAUAUUUUACUAAUGGAUUUAUUUUUUUACAAGUCAUUACACUUAUCUACAGUUGCGUUGAUACCACAUACACCAUUUUAUUCAAAGUUUUGUCCUCAAUUCUUGGCUAGCUCAUACAAAUACACUAGAAUUGAAUGGUCCACAAAUGUUGCGAGCACAAAAGCUAACAUUCCAACGGCAUGUCUUUGUGGUAUUAAUACAGAGUUACAGAAAUGAUCAAAAUGGGAUUCAAGCAAAUGGCGCUCAAAAAAGAACCUUGUAUUCUCAUGAAUGCCAUUUUGCGGUCAUAAAUCUAUAUUAAACAAGUACAUGAUAAUAACAUGGAAUGAAAAUGAAUCCUAGACCAGAUCUCAUGGGCAACUUCACCACAGACCCAUAGCUGUCACAUUUUAUGGGAUCACUGGAUUUAGUUUUAGAAAGGCAUUCAUUUAUUGACGAUCAACAUGAAACACUCAAUACCAUUGCGAUAGCAGAAUCAUUGGGAGGUAUUGCUUUGCCUUAACUUAAAUACCUUCUAUUAUUUACACUUUGUUGGGUAGUAAAAAAAUAAAUAAUAAUGCAUAUCUAGAUGAUGUCUACAGAUCUGUCACAUGUAUGUAAAUUAAAAGAUUUCCACUACA
Molecule: messenger RNA, 1511 nt
Organism: Osmerus eperlanus (European smelt)
Lineage: Eukaryota; Metazoa; Chordata; Actinopteri; Osmeriformes; Osmeridae
Gene: atox1
Product: antioxidant 1 copper chaperone
Exons: 4
Coding region: 138-347 (69 amino acids)
Biological process (GO): copper ion transport
Cellular component (GO): cytosol
Molecular function (GO): metal ion binding; copper chaperone activity
Source: RefSeq, a predicted model, not a curated record